Messenger RNA from Malurus melanocephalus (red-backed fairy wren), 6089 nucleotides. It is a transcript of the gene TTC3, whose product is annotated as tetratricopeptide repeat domain 3. Gene Ontology annotation, molecular function: protein binding. The transcript is spliced from 46 exons. The record is from RefSeq and is a predicted model, not a curated record. NCBI's taxonomy places the organism in Eukaryota, Metazoa, Chordata, Aves, Passeriformes, Maluridae. Bases 9 to 6089 code for a protein of 2026 amino acids.
GGAACAGGAUGGAGGGAGCGGCGGGUACUCGCCCGCCUUGUCCAGCCCGGGACGCCCCGCCCGCUGCCCGGUUUGUGUCCGGCAGGGUGACGCGCGCCCCCGGCCCGCCUGAGGGCGGAGCGCGGUGCCAGGAACCGCGGCGGAACCGCGAGCCGGCACGGACGGGGCUGUGCCCGUGGGAAGAGACCCGCUGGUGUGCCAUGGCUGAUCCUCUGACCGAAGCCGAUUUCCCAGCCCUGGCUCUUCUCAGAGCUUGUCGCUCUUUCUCUGACCUGGGUCAUGAAACCUCUGGACAGCCAGUUCUGCCUAAUCCUAAAACAGGAGUUGAUAUCUGUGAGGUGUGGUGCAGCCAGCCCCUGGAGAGGUUGAGGGAAUAUUGCACCUUUAUGAAAAUCAAUAUUUUCGCAACUCUGUUCUCCACYGGGGAAAGCUUUUCCUUUUUGGAGGAUCACGGGAUGUCGUUCUCGAGCUGGAGCGUUGAGGCCAUGUGUGAGCGCAAUGUUUUGGAAGACCUGGCUGAUUUACUUAAAAAAGUUGUUAACAUCCCCCAUUUUAUCAGUGCCAUCCUGAGGAUUGGCAGUGAGAUAGAAAACGGUUUCUUUCACCUUGAAGAGGCUCUGAUCUGGGUGGAGUGCGUGGGAGGUGCUGGCUUCCUGCAGAGCCUGGAGCAGCUGGGGGACGGCGGGGGCAUCCAGCUCGCCGUGGUUUUUUCUCGGUGGAAAUGUUUCAUCACCAAAGUGGCGCUGGAGGAUUGUGAUUUGAUGGAGGAGCUGAAAGCUCUGACCUGUGAGAGCUUCAGGGAGGAGAGUGAAGCCAUGAAGCAGAAAGGAAAUGCUGAAUUUUCCCGAGGAGCCCUGGGCUGUGCCAUAAUUUCCUACAGCCAGGCCAUCUACCUUCGCCCCACAAAUCAUCUCCUGUAUGGAAACCGAGCUCUGUGCUUCAUCCUCACCGGGCAGUAUCAGGAAGCUGUCAUUGAUGGGAAAAGAGCCAUUUUUCUGAAACCUGAUUGGCCCAAGCUUUGGAAAUCAGCCCCGUUUGGGGUUUCAUUUCUCCUCUUUAUUUUGUUUUCUGUAGGUGGCAAACAGGAGCAGAAACCGGGGAAGCCUCUGCCUGAGAAAAAAAGCUGCAGCCCUUCCAAAUCUCCCUUGAUCACCUCCCAGGAGCAAAAAAAAGGAGAAAAUGAGGAGAAGGAAUCAAAAUGUGCUUUAGUCACCUCCCAGGAGCAAAAAGAAGAAGAGGAUGGGAAGGGAGCCCAGGCUGACCCCAAAUUUCAUCCUGGUCCCCAAAAACACAAAACCGAGGUGACUGAGACCCAGCCAGCAGAAGGCAAAGUUUCCACGCUGGAGCUGCCUCUGAACCAAAGUCAGCAAAACAAACGAAAGCCAAAACCCAAAACUUGCGAUCAUGAAAAGAUGAGAGAUCACUUGGAUUUGAAAAAAGAAGAGUCUAAAGCUGUGGAGAAUAAAAACUUUUGUGCUGUGCCCGAGGGACAUUUCAGUGCCUUGGCAGGUGGGAAAUCCCCAGGGCUGGAAGGCGGCGCCACCACCAUGGUCCAGGAAGCGCUGGCCCGCGAUGGCUGCAGAGCCCUGCAGGAGCAGCGCUGCCCCAGCGCCGAGCGCGCCUUCGCCAAACUGCUGAGCACCCUCAGCAACCCCACCUUCACGUUUGUGAAUAUUCUUAAUAUUAAUUAUGUUAUAUUCCUGUAUGGACACGGCACUGCCCUCCUGGGAAUGGGGCACCCUCAGGCUCUGGCCACAGCCGAGGGGCAGUUCCGGAAAAUCCUGGAGGAAUUUCCACAGGAGAGCUGCUCCUGCUUGGCCCUUUAUGGGAUCGGGAGGGUUUACCUGCGGCAAAACAGAUUUGCCCGUGCCCUGGAGCAGUUCCUGAGGUCCAAACUGAUGAUUGAUCUCAGCAUCGUCCCCGGGCUGCUCACCUGGCCAGGAACGGCUCAGGUCAUCGAGGAGACGCGCACAGAGCAUUUACAGAUGCUUUUAAGGAAUUACAUCGAGGAAUGUAAAUUCCCUCCGGAUCCAGAUGCCGUGUGUCGAUAUCAGCARUGCCAUGGUUACUCCAAAAUCCAAAUAUAUUUCACAGACCCAGAUUUUAAGGGUUUUAUACGAAUUAUUUGCUGCCACCAGUGCAGGGUGGAGUUCCACAUCAGCUGCUGGAAAAAACUGAAAACAACAAAUUACAGUGAUAAAAAUGAUAAGGAUUUCCUUAAGGAAAUGUGUUUUACUCCUGAUUGUAAAGGCCUCAUUUCAAAAAUUGUUAUUUUCAGUUCUUCUGGGCUGGUCAAAUGUGAGUUUGAACAAAAAAUCCCCAAACCCAAGGAGCCACCCAAGACCAUUAUUAAACAAAAAUGUUCAAGCCUUAGGAAGAUCAAAAUGAAGCAAGAAAAAAAACUGCAGCGGAAACGAGCRCGGGAAGAGGCCCGGAAUUGUGCCMGGRAAAAAGAGGAGGAAAAGCAGCAGGGAAAGGAAAAAUCUCAUUACAGCCACAGGGGCUACAGCCAGGAUUUGUACGCYGGCGACCAGAUCYUGCAGCACAUCCGCCGCAAUUCYGAGCGAAUCAAAGCCGCCGUUCCYGACGCCGCUGAAUUCCUGCAGGAAUUGCUGCUGUGGGGUGUGAUCAGUGAGGAGGAUUUCAAAUCCUAUUCCAAGGGGAGCAGCGAUUCCCAGGAGCUGCUGGAGCAGCUGCUCAGCUGGGUGAUCCAGGGCAAGAGCCGGGUGCGGAGCCGGGGAUUCCUGCACGUGCUGAGCCGGCUGGGAGACGUGGAUCCCAAAGUGCUCAAGUGGCUGAAGCAUCUCGAUAACCUGGGUCUGACAGCUACAAAAAAUUUUAUUCAUCAAUAUGGCCAAGUUCUGCAAGAGCUUGACAUGUCUAUUUUAAUCCCGCUGUGGAACCAGAAAUACAGCAAUAAAUUCGAUAUUGUGACAGCUCCUGGUGGAAAAGAAGAAAUCUGUGAUUAUUUCCUCAAACCUCCCUUAGAGAAARCCCGUUGUUUUAUAUGGCUUUUAGAAGAAAACAGAGAACAUUUCCCAGAUCUCCAUCAAGCUUUAGAUGAAUUUUUUGAUAAAAUGGAUGACCCAACCAUUAUAUUAAAGAAACAAGGAAAUGAAAAUUUAUCAAAUAAUGAAAUCAAAGUUAAAAAUAAAACCAGGAAGAAAAAUUUGAAAGAUUCAAAGUCUAUUUUAGUAUUAUCCAGUGGGGUUAGUACAGCACCACGAGAUGAAGAGAAGAUAUUUAUAGAAGAAAAUAAUUUGUACAGAGAUUAUACAAAUGAACCCUUUGUAAUCCCAGAAUAUCUCCAGGAGCAACUGGAGGAAUUCGAAGCCCUCUAUAAUAUUUCCAAUAGUAACAAUUAUCAAAGACUUUCAAAUAAUAAUCUAGAUCCAAUCUCGGAGAAUUUAUAUGAUUAUUUUUCUCAAAUCUUGGAAGAGCAUGGCCCUCUGGAAAUUAAUAAUAAAUUAUUGGUCGGGGARUACGAACAUUUCCCCGAGGAAACGCGGAAGGUGGUGGAAGAUGAAGGCGGCCUGGAGGCCUUCCUGCUGAAAUCCCUUCGCUUCAUCAUGGUGGAUAAUCUUGUUGGAUUGAGGAAGCACUCAGUGCUUUUUGAAGAAAAUCCAAGCAGAAAUGAGGCUGGAAAUAACGAGGAAAAUCCCGGAACUGGGAAACUCUGCGGGAAUUCUCCUCAGGGCGGGCUGCAGCUGAACCCCUGCGCCAAGGAAUUCACGCCGCUCUCGUACCCUUUGGAACCCCCUUUAUCAGAUUUCACCGAUUAUGGCCCUGCACAGUAUCUGCCCUGCUCUUUUCCUGCUUCCUGCACACCUGGCAAUCUUCUGCAACACGAAAGKAUCGAUUCUGUGGGAAACUGGCCGUCGUUUUCGAGGGUUUUAUUAAAGGGUUUCGAGUCUGCGGUGUUUGUGCCUCAGAGCUCCUGGGGUUGUCAAUAUGGGAUCCUGCCCCUGCUGCCUGUGGGGCCUGCGCUGGCACGGCCUGGCCGGGUUUGUGCUGAUCCUGCAGAUCCCGGGGAAUCGGCCAUUCCCUGUGGGAAACGCAGCCUCGGAGGAGCCUGUGGGAGCAAAGGGCUCCAGGGCCCUCAGGAGAGCGCGGAGAACUCUGAGAAUCUGGAGAACUUGGAGAACUCAGAGAACUUGGAGAACUCUGAGAGCUCGGAAAACUCGGAGAACUCGGAUCCUGCUGUGCCAAAGGGAUCCCAUGAGGCUGGACUGGGUAAAGGGGUAAAGGAGGAGAAGGGAAGGAGAGGAAAAGCUGGGAUKAAGAGCAAUCCCCACACAAGGAUGGUGGCUGUUCAGGUAAACCAGGAAGCUGCUGAUAGGGAAACCAACACUUUGCCUUUCCAUCCUUUUGAAAAUCACCAAGGAGAUAUCCUCCGCAUGGAGAAGGAGCACCAGGUAUUGAAAGAAAAACUGMAAGAGGCUGAGGAGAAAUUUGAGCAGCUACAAAACAGAAGAUCGGAGGAAAUCACAGCUUUGGAAGAGCUCCUGAAAAAAAGUGUUGAAGARACUGAGGUCUCCCAGAACGAGCUGGAUUGGUUCCACCAGGACUCRGAAGCGCAGCUGAAGAAAUGGCAGCAGGAGAAGAAAGAAAAUCGAGAUAAUUUAAAAGCACUGAGGAGCACAGCUAAAAAGCACUCAGAGACCAAUGAGAGGUAUUUGAAGACUGCUGAUGACAAGGAAAAGCAAUAUCACGAGUGUUUAAAUACAUUUCUGGAAACCAGUAAUAAAUUUGCUAACGAGAAAGGAAAAUUGGAAGAGCUGAUAAAGAAGAGUCAAGGUGACAGCCAGGAGUGUGUGAAAAGAGCUGUUAAAGCAGAGGUCUCAGUGCUCCAGACCUGGAAGGAAACUGAAGUCUGGAAGCUCAAAGGCACCAUUGCCAAGGCAGAAGGAAAGGUCAGGAUGCUGAAGGCAUUGAGCAGCAGCUCGGCCUCAACAGCUCCUGUGCUGAAAUCUCAGAUUGAUUUGUGGGAAAUAUUUAUUUCAAAUGUCAAGAAACAGCUGGAAAAAGUCGAGGCUGAGUAUGAGGAGAAAAUCGAACAGGUGAAAAACGGGGCCAGGAACUGCCUGAGUAAAGUGGAGAUUGUGGAUGUUCCCUCUCCUCAGGGAGCUGUUCCAAUCCCAAGCAGAGCUGUCAUGAAUGAUCCUGCCAUUGUCUCCUGCUCCUCGGCACCUGCUCAUCCCAGUUCCCUCCCUGCAUUUUUGAUUUCUGAYGGAAAAUCUCCAGCCCAGUCUCCACUCCACGCACAGACCGCAGCUCAGCCAGCACCUGCCAGCUCUGAGGCAGCUUCUACAUCUGGGAAAACGCAUCCCAAARCUCCAGAGGGAUCCCAUUCCACUAAACUGUCACCUUCCCGCCCAUCAGGGAUUUCUGGAAGCAAUUCCCAGCGUGUCCAGCCCAACCAGACCCACCCUGAAACCUCAGCUCUGCAGCCGAGGCCUCCUGGAACUGCAAACAACAAAAAGUUUUCACAAGUCUUUGAAAGUAUUAUUGGCCAGCUGCAGAGUGUAUUCCCAAAUUACAGCAGUUCAGAUUUCACCGCCUUCAUCCGAGAGGCGAAGAGGAGGAACGGGAACAGCCUGGCGGGGCUGAGCCGGGAUGAAAUCCUGAACCGCGUCACGGAGCUCAUCCUGGACCAGCAGCUCAAGGCUCCACCUCCGGCCGCCAGAGCUGCGCCUUCCCCCACCUCUGCUCCCUCAGCCCCGGCGGGAGCGCGGAGCCGGGAAGCGCCCGCGGAAAGAAUCGGCCCCGGCUCCCCCCGGGCAGCAGCCGSMCCUAAAACCAGCUCCAGCAAAAACYCAGCCCAGCCAAACCUCCAGCCCUGGGGCAACACAACACCUAAAGCCAGAUGGAAAAAGCAGGACAAUGCUGCCUCCAGUGAGGAUCCCUGCACCAUCUGUCACGAUGAGCUGAGCAGGGAUUCCUGUGAGCUCGAGUGUGGCCAUCACUUCCACAGAGAGUGCAUCCGGACGUGGCUCAAGCAGCAUUCCAGCACCUGCCCCAUCUGCCGGGUCCACGCCCUCCUUCCCGAGGAUUUCCCUGAGCUUCCUGCAUGGAACAAGUCCAGCUGA